Polyodon spathula (Mississippi paddlefish) is the source of this 969-nucleotide messenger RNA. Its product is annotated as olfactory receptor 52A5-like. Gene Ontology annotation, molecular function: G protein-coupled receptor activity; olfactory receptor activity. The coding region runs from base 1 to 969 and encodes 322 amino acids. The record is from RefSeq and is a predicted model, not a curated record. The transcript has a single exon. NCBI's taxonomy places the organism in Eukaryota, Metazoa, Chordata, Actinopteri, Acipenseriformes, Polyodontidae. Gene Ontology annotation, biological process: G protein-coupled receptor signaling pathway. Gene Ontology annotation, cellular component: membrane.
AUGUCUGCAGUCAACGUGUCCAGCGUGCGUCCAGCUGGGUUUGUUUUGAUUGGGUUUCCCGGGCUGGCUAGUGUUCAGCAGUGGCUUUCAAUUCCGUUCACGAUCAUGUUUAUUUUCGCUCUUGCAGCUAACAGUAUAAUAGUAUUUGUAGUGAGGCAUGAACAGGCUCUGCACACCCCCAUGUAUUUUUUCCUGUCUGUGUUGGCAGUAGUAGAUAUAGGUUUGUGCUCCACUAUAUUACCAAACAUGCUGCAAAUAUUUAGACAUAAUCCCUCAUUCAUUACUUUUGAAUCUUGUUUCAUUCAAAUGUUCUUCAUUUAUUUUUUUACAUCACUUGAAUCUUCAAUAUUGGUAGUCAUGGCUUAUGAUAGGUACGUUGCCAUAUGUAAUCCUUUACGUUAUGCUUCCAUUUUAUCCACUGCAUUCCUGGGUAAAAUAUUUUGUGCUUUUAUAAUAAGAGGUUUAAUUUUAACAGCGCUUAUACCAAUCUUUGCUUCAAUGUUGCCUUACUGUUCCAGCAAUGUCAUAUCGCACUGCUAUUGUGAUCACAUGGCUGUUGCAAAAUUGGCAUGCACAGAUAUAACCAAUAACAGCCGUUAUGGGAUUUCUGUAGCAUUUUCUAUAUUAGGUGUAGAUGUCUUAUUUAUUACAUUCACUUAUGUAAUGAUUCUGAGAGUCGUCCUAAAGCUUGGAUCAAGUGCAGCCCGUCUCAAGGCCUUCAACACAUGUGGCUGUCACCUGUUUAUUAUUAUGUAUUUUUAUGUAACUUCACUGUUUAAUUUUUUAGUAUACAGGAUGGGUGAGAAAGUCCCUCCUCAUAUUCACGUUUUGUUUGCAGUCUUGUAUCUUCUCGUCCCACCAGCUUUAAACCCUAUAAUUUAUGCCGUCAAGACAAAAGAAAUACGUGACUCAUUUCUGAAGCAUGUAUUAAGGAAAAAAGUGAACCCAGCAACUAACAUACCUGUAUGA